AAGCUUUAGAGGCAUCCCUUGAGAUGCAACUAGAAGAAGUUAGACCCAAUACUGUGACGGUUGCUAGUAUUCUAUCAGUUUGUGCUCAGUUGUCAGUCAUAAUGUUGUGCAAGGAGGUUCAUGGUUACCUAUUACGACAAGAAUUUGACUCCAAUGUUCUUGUGAGCAAUUCCCUGAUAACUACCUAUGCAAAAUGUGGAGACAUAAAGAGCUCAAGGAGUGUGUUUGAGACAAUGCAUCAAAGAAAUGAAGUUUCAUGGAACUCAAUUCUUCUGGGGUUAGGAAUCCAUGGCCAUGCAGACGAAGCAUUUGCUUUAUUUAGAAAAAUGGAAGCAGCAGGACUGAAGCCUGAUCAUGCAACUUUUACAGCUCUUCUUUCUGUAUGCAGCCAUGCAGGGAGGGUUGAAGAGGGGACGAAGUAUUUUCAGCAUAUGGUCGAAGUUUAUAAAAUUGAGCCUCAACUUGAACAGUACACCUGCAUGGUUGAUCUUUUAGGCCGAGCUGGCCAUUUAAAGCAUGCAUAUGAUAUUAUUUCAACAAUGCCUUGUCCAUCCGAUGAUCGUAUAUGGGGAUCGUUGCUUGGAUCAUGUAAAAUUCAUGGUGAUGAAAGACUGGCAGAAGCUGUGGCUGAUCAUAUCUUUCAACUGGAUCCUACUAAUAUUGGCUACCGUACACUUCUUGCAAACUUGUAUGAAGAGCGUGGGAAAUGGAAUGAAGUUACCAAGGUUAGAUCAGACAUCAGAGGUGUGGGACUCAAGAAGACACCUGGGUGCAGUUGGAUUGAAGUUGAUAGCAAUCUUCAUACCUUUACUGCAGGUGAUCAUUCUCAUUAUGAGUCGGAGGAGAUAUAUGCUACAAUAGAAAAUCUUACAACUGCAAUUAGGAAGGCAGGAUAUAUCCCUCAAUUACUGACUGUUGAUAAGGGGCUUGAUGAGGUUCUUGAUGAAGAUCUCACAUCAUUUAGAGACAAGGGCAAGGGUUUGUUGUUUCUGUCUACAAGUACAAACAAUCACCAACAGGUUCAAUAGACAUGAUGGCAUGAUGAUUCUCAGUCAAAGCAUGGUCAUGCAGCUUUGGAUAAAACAGACCUCAUGUUAAAAGUAAGUUGGUUACUCAGGACAUGUACCGAGUUAGAAGAGCUAUUCUAGAUGAUUGGACUAAAUUCUGGACUGCUUUUGCAAA
Molecule: messenger RNA, 1182 nt
Organism: Fragaria vesca subsp. vesca
Lineage: Eukaryota; Viridiplantae; Streptophyta; Magnoliopsida; Rosales; Rosaceae
Product: putative pentatricopeptide repeat-containing protein At3g49142-like
Exons: 3
Coding region: 24-1028 (334 amino acids)
Biological process (GO): RNA modification
Molecular function (GO): protein binding; RNA binding
Source: RefSeq, a predicted model, not a curated record